This is a messenger RNA of Anas platyrhynchos (mallard), 6469 nucleotides long. Lineage: Eukaryota; Metazoa; Chordata; Aves; Anseriformes; Anatidae. The record is from RefSeq and is a predicted model, not a curated record.
GCCGAAGGGCCCCGCCCCGCCCCGCCCCGCCCCGCCCGGCCGAGGGGCUCCGCCGGCCCUGCGGCCCUCGCCUCGCCUCAGCCCAGCCCAGCCCAGCGCAGCGCAGCCUCGUUGCGGCCCGGCCGGCGGGCAGCAGGUUCUGCAGAAGACGAGGGAUAUUUUUCCACUGACUCUUGUGAUCUUUGGACCAAGUCUGUUCCUUGCUGUUGUUCCCCAAGGGCUCACAGACAGGCAGUGUGCUCAGGGGGCUUUGCCACUGGAGGCAGAAUCAGAACGUUACUUGGGAAGAUAAAAUCUAGGAGUGGAAAUGAAGGCAUCUCCUCUACCAUGGACUUUAUUUCUUCCAGUACUGAGUCCCAACAUUGGCGCUGCUGCUGCUUACUACAAGCAUUGGAGGUUACUGGUUGUUAAGAGACCUGUGGUGCAGCAACAGUGAAGAUCAGAAUCCCAUCAUGCAGCACCUCCCUGAUGGACAGAACAGAGAGAACCCAAAGGGAAGCUUUAUCCACAGUGUUCCUGUGAAUCACCUUUGCCCGGCUACCUUAGCUUGGACAGUCCAGUUAUCUUGUCCUUCUUUACAAAGAAGUUUUGUUGCCAAGAUUUACUCUGAAAAUGACCUGCACUACUGAAUGCAGCUGUCUGCAAAUGUAAAGCCAACAAAUCAUAUCUCCCUCCCUCCUCUGAAUUUCCUAUUUCCUGUGGAAUAUAUAUGUCGAAGUAUUUUUGAAAACAGAUCUUUAUUGAAGACAUUUGGAUUACAACUGUGAGCAUAUCUAUGCAAAGAGACGAGUGAGUCUGAGCAAUUUUGAGUUUUGUUCAGUGGAGGGACUGCUGUAUGUCAGCCAUGCUAAAGGGCAAGUGAUGGAGCUCUGAACCGAGUGCUUCAGCAGAUCAGAGUGCCACCUAAAAUGAAGAGAGGGACAAGCCUGCACAGCAGGCGGGGCAAGACGGAUCCUCCAAAAGGAAGUCCACAGAUCAACAGGAGGUCUGCCCAAGAUAUGCAGUCAGGUCGGCCCAGAUCAUCAUCUACUACAGAUGCUCCCACGAACUUGUCUGUGAUGGAGAUUGCUUCUUCCCUCUAUGUAGGUGGAGAGGAGGCCACAGCAGCAGCAAUUGAGCGAUUGGAAGUCAGCAGCCUAGCGCAGACCUCUAGUGCAGUGGCCUCGAGCACCGAUGGCAGCAUCAAUGCAGACUCUGUUGAUGGGACCCCAGAUCCUCAGCGUACAAAAGUGGCUAUCACACACCUGCAACAGAAGAUACUGAAGUUGACUGAGCAGAUCAAAAUCGAACAAACAGCCCGUGAUGACAAUGUGGCGGAGUACCUGAAACUAGCCAACAACGCAGACAAGCAGCAGAGCGCCCGUAUUAAGCAAGUGUUUGAGAAGAAGAAUCAAAAGUCCGCCCAGACGAUCUCGCAGCUGCAGAAGAAACUAGAGCAUUACCAUCGAAAGCUACGAGAGAUUGAGCAGAAUGGGAUGCCACGGCAGCCAAAGGAUGUCUUCAGGGAUAUGCAUCAGGGAUUGAAAGAUGUUGGAGCAAAAGUCACUGGCUUCAGUGAGGGAGUAGUAGAUAGUGUUAAAGGUGGGCUUUCCAGUUUCUCCCAAGCCACACAUUCAGCAGCAGGAGCUGUGGUUUCCAAACCUCGUGAGAUUGCCUCCCUCAUAAGGAACAAGUUUGGGAGUGCAGACAAUAUUGCUAAUCUGAAAGACUCCUUAGAAGAAGGCCAGGAAGAUGGGACAGGAGGCAAGGCUCUAGGUGUUAUCCAGAACUUUCAGUCAAGCCCAAAAUAUGGCAGUGAAGAGGAUUGCUCCAGUGCCACGUCAGGCUCAGUGGGAGCCAACAGCACAACAGGGGGCCCUGUGGGAGCUUCCAGCUCCAAAACAAACACUCUGGAUAUGCAGAGCUCAGGGUUUGAUGCAAUACUACAUGAGAUUCAAGAAAUUCGAGAGACACAGGCAAGACUGGAAGAAUCAUUUGAGGACCUUAAGGUUCGCUAUCAGAGGGAUUACUCGUUAAUAAUGCAGACUUUGCAGGAGGAGCGGUACAGAUGUGAAAGACUUGAAGAGCAGCUAAACGACCUGACUGAGCUCCACCAGAAUGAGAUCCUGAAUCUAAAACAGGAGCUGGCCAGCAUGGAGGAGAAAAUUGCCUACCAGUCUUAUGAGCGAGCCCGGGACAUCCAGGAGGCACUGGAAGCGUGCCAGACCCGCAUCUCCAAGAUGGAACUGCAGCAGCAGCAGCAGCAGGUGGUGCAGCUGGAGGGUCUGGAGAAUGCCACAGCCAGGAACCUGCUGGGGAAGUUCAUCAACAUCCUCCUAGCUGUCAUGGCAGUCCUCCUCGUCUUCGUCUCCACUGUGGCCAACUGUGUCGUGCCCCUCAUGAAAACUCGCAAUAGGACGUUCAGCACUUUAUUCAUAGUGGUUUUCAUUGCCUUUAUGUGGAAGCACUGGGAUGCCAUCUCUGGCUACUUGGAACGGUUCUUGUCUCCCCCCAGAUGAUGGCAUGAGGAAUUGGCUGCGUCGCUCCCCUCCCAUCACGCUCAGUGAGCAAGCGUGGCAAAGAUUAGUCAGCAACUACUCCGCUGAAGUUUUAAAGUGUCCGAGUGAAUUUGUUUACAUUUAGAAUAACGUUUUUUCUCUGCAAGAUGCAUUGCAAUAGUAUUUUUUAGAUUUUAUUCAAGAACUCUUUUUUGGCGAGAAUCCUGGAUAAUUUUUAUGUAGCAUGGUUCUCUUUGGAUGCAAAUCUUAAGAUUCUUUAAAGUGUACAAAAAGAAAUAAAUAAAACACGGAAAUUUGGAGCAUACCAAUGGGCAAUUUAAAUUGUGGCUUGAACUACUGUACUAAACCUGUCAGGAAGAGGAGAAUGUGUUUAACUUAAGAUGAGCAAAGCUAAACGUAGUGCACAGCCUUGAGGGAUGGUACCACAGCAAACCUAUAACACUAAACUUUUACUGUGAAGUCUGCUCACAUUCCAUGUCCAAAUGUGUGGGUUCAGAGUGGUUUCUUUCCUUAACAAGAGAAAAAACAACGCAUGGAUCUCUUUCCCAACUCAGCAUCUGGGUUUGCCAUUUGUGCUAACCUGUCUUAGAGAAACUUUCUGUAAGGCUGAUCAACUUUGCCAAGUAUAUGAAGUGGAAGCCUCAUGCCAUACACAGUAACUGCACAGUUGUGCUACAGUAUUUGAAGUAGUCCUUGAAAUACUUAUCUUUAAGCAGAAGCCCUUGGUCGCACUUUUAAGGUUUUUUUUAUAUAUGUAUAUUCACAGAUUAAAAAAAAUCCAAACAGCAUACUUGAAGAGUGUAAUACUCAAACUCUCAGUGCUUCCUUAUUGUUUCUAAUAUAGGAUUUUUUAUUAUAAUUAUUAUUAUUAUUAUUGGGGUUUUUUUUUUGGAAGGGGUUGGGAGGGUCAUUACUUUUUUUUUUUUUUCCUUUUAAAUAAAGAAGUGAUGUUUUUAAAUGAAGAAAUGCGUGAAUAAUUGUGAGCCGUCUUGUCCUGAAACAGUUUUGAGGAGGGCAGAAAGUAGUUUCUAGUGCCAGCCUGUCUGGAACACAGUGAUGUUCAUAUGCCAUUUACCUGUCCUCCUGUGCAUACAGAUGCAGCAUCAUGAAAAACAUCUAUCUUCUCCACACAUUCUUGUCAUGCAGGGUUUUGUUUGUUUGUUCGGUUUGGUUUUUGUUUCCAAAUGUGAAAGACAAUAUGUUUGUAUUCCUCACGUUAUCAUCUCUCAUUCCUGGCCUCAGGAUAAGAAUAAGGAAUUUCUUUUCAUCCCUUCCUAGGGAACAAACGGAUUCUUUUAAGGAAAGAAAUACCGAUUCAACAGUCCACUUAAAGGAACGAUUGUCUCGGAAAUCACUCUGACUUAACUUUUAGAUAAACUCCUAAAAAUUGAAACCAAAGUUUUCCUCCUGUCAGGCUCUGAUAAGAUCACUUGUGUGUGUUUGUAGCAAUCUUCUUUGUAGAUUGUAUCAGUGCAGUGUGCCAUAGACAGCAUCCUCUUCUUUAGCUGCAAGGGCAAGUACUUGGUGUAGGUUCCUUUUCAAAGCUCUAAAGGAAAUGUCAUUUUCAACUGUAGCUGCCAAGUCCCGGCAGCAUGCUUUGCUGAUUGUUGGUACUGGCAGUCAGGCUUCACAUCCAAGGAAUCUGGAUUCACUAUAUAUAUAUAUUUUUUAAUUGGUGCCCCUUUCCACUGUAACAACAUAAAGAUUCAAAUUCCAUCUCUGUGAAAUCCAAAAGGACUCCAGGACUCUCUUUCAACACCAUUUAUGGUGUUUAGUUAGAUCUUGCUGGUUUUCUUCCUUCUAGGCUUAAAUUCUGUCUAGGAAACAAAUGUUGCCCCUGUGACCUACACCAGUUGAGAUCAUACAUAUACAUACAUGGAACAUGUACAUGAUAUAUAUGUAUAUGUAUGUGUGUGUAUAUAUAAAUGUAACGCUUUAUGCUCUGAUGCAAAUUCUGAACUUCAAGAGAUUCCCCCAAAAUAGGUUAACAGCCUUGAGGGUAUUCUGACUGAUGGCAGAGGCAAGCCCUCCACUGUUCAACCAUUCUUCUUCCUUCAGAGAUUCUGUGUAUUCUUUCCAUGGUCACAGUAAACUCAGGUACGCCCCCCCAGGGAUUCCAGCACACCUGCCUUUGUCACCAUAUGCGCAAAUCUGCUCUUGUCCUACUUAAAACGCAAAUUGCCAAUUGCAACUUAGUCAAGCCAAAAAUAAUCAUUCUUUCCACAGUUGCAGAUGGAGCAAAGAUUGCAUAAACAUUCCCUAUCUGGACCAUGCUUCUAUCUCAAGUGAAAUUCCAUUCUGUUUACCACCUUUCUCUGGCUGAUUCAAAUUACGUGGAUAAUUGUCUUCUUCCCAUUAAAUAGGUUUUGUCAGAACCAAAGGUGUGGAUAACAUAAGAAAUGAAUUGGUGUGUAGUUGAAAAGUUCCGUUGCCUUUAUUUCUGAUACCUAGCUUUCGCACCUGUGUUUUUCUCAGUUUUGAUCACACUAAAUAGUUGAUGGUAGGUUUUUAUGUGGUCAAAGCAGGAGGGAGUUGAAAGCCAGUGGAUUUGGACGCUUAGUGCCACUCAUCUGUAGUAUUCAAAGGAAGUGUUUGUCCUUCUUUAUAUCAAAAUUUCAUUUAGUGUCUCAACUGCAUCAUUUUCAGAAAAUGCCAUUUGAUAAUUUGCCAGAAGGUGCAGGCUUAAUAGAAACUUAACACCUCAAAACUGUUCGGUGAAGGCCAUGUAUAUAUGGUUCUGGACAAUGUCUGUUUGUCUGUCUCUUUCUCUCUCGACAGUUUCUUCCAUUCCAGAAAGUUGUCUGCAGUAAUGCCAUAUAUGAUGCUGCAUCCACUUUUCAUAUCCUAACAGAACUGCCAUGUGUUUUGCCUUUUGCAUUAGUAGAAUGUUUUGGGGUUUUCCUCCCUCUUCAAUUCAAAGGUCUGUGAUGAUUUCUGAUAGCUUAACAAUGAUUAUAUUGUUGGAAAUGUGAUUCUAGCUUUAAAGCUCCCUUUGCUUGUAAGUGGUUUUGUUUGAUUUCUUGAUGAAGCAUUCCUGGAUGACAUGUCGAAGACAGUUUCCACCAUGGAUGCGAGUGUGCAUGUGUGAGUACCUUUUAUUAGCCUUCCUUAUGGAUGUAAACUUUUUAGUGACCAUCUCUGAGUAGCAGAAUGUUUCCCAAAACAUUUCAUAUUCAGAGUUGAAACAAUUCUGAAAUUGCUUAGAUAUGUUUAGAACAUAUCAACUUGGCAUAUAAAAAGGGAAGAAUAUAAUGGACUAUGUUAAAAAAGCAACAGCUCCUCAGUGAAAUUCUGUGGUUCAUCUGUUUUCCCCUAUUUGCUUUGUCAAUGUAAAAAAGAAAAGAAAAAAAAACUGAUGCAAAAAACAAAAAACGUUUUUAAUUUUACGAAGUUCUCUUUCCUCUCAGCCUCAUUAGUUUAGUUUAAUGAUUCUGAGCAUGCUCACAGCAAUUAUUUCAUCGGUUUAUUCCAGUCCUGUGAGUUUUUAAGGUCUGAUCAGAUGAAAUGUUGAGUUCUGUACAUGUUGCACUGGGACAGAAAAGCACUGUCUUUCAGCUUUGAAAAAUAUGCAUUUUUUAAAUUAAACAAAAAGGCAGCAUUGUAACAAAAGAAGCCAAGCUACAAAGGGGUUCGAGAUUGGGUAGUUUUACCAGUUAAGUGAAUUCUGAAUGUGGCUAAAGAGUUUAAAACCCCGUGUGUCUGUGUUGUGUAUGCCAGGUGGUAUAGUAGUAGGCAAUUGACUUAGCUGUAAGUGUGUUUUAAAAGUGUAAAAAAUAAACAGAAAAACUCACUUGCACGGAUUGAAAAGUACAGAAAUGACACUUGUGAACGUAACACUGUAGUUUAUAGAUCUUAAGCUGCUAAUUGUUGAGAGAGAUUUACAUUUGUCUUGUAUGUUUGUUGCAGAUUUAUCUGCAACACUUUUACUGUAUAUAAAAAAAUUUAAAUAAAGACCUCAGCUAUUAACACUG